AUGCGGCCUAAAGACAGUAUGCACCCGCACUUGGACGCGAGCGGGGCGGGCUGGGUCCUCCUGGUGUCGAUGGGGGCCACGGCCAAAUUUCGUUUGUGCAACGGGAUCCUCAAGGAGUCGAGUUCGUUCGGGGGUUGUAUCGUACCCGUGUCGGUCGGCGAGAGCGACCACGCGGGCUGGCCCUGCUGCCGCUUGCCGUGGUCCCACAACAUGGGAGACUCAGGCGGCGAUUAUCCCUAUGACAAGAACGUCUACAACUAUCGCGGCGCAUGGACGCACGAGCAGCAGUGCCAGGGGCGGUGGCGCCCGGGAGAAGAGGAGGCACACGAGUGUCCGCACUGCCAGAUCGUCGAGAUGAAGACCGGCGAAGCCGUUCUGUUCCGGGGCGCGCCGGAAGACGGCAAUCUCCACGGCGUCGCGGGCGUCAAGGACGAGCCGCCGCCGGAAGACCUCCGCGCGCGCUGCGAGGCCGUCGCGCGGCGCUUCCCCAAACCCGGCGCCGUCGUGGCCGAGACGCGCGCGCCGACCGUCCUCGGCCGCGGCGGGGGCAAGAAGACGGUCCUGCAGCAACGGACCGAGAAGCUCUCCCUGUAUCCGGAGUGGCUCCGGGACCCGAAGUCGACGCGGCCCUUCCGCUACUCGCUCCAGAUUCGCGAGCAGCGCCAACGGCGCGGGUGCGUCGCUCAGAAACUGGCGCCCGAGGCCAAGCGCGAGGCGCCCGGGCCGUCGCUAAGGGACCGGCUCCGCGGCCUCGUCGCGGGACCGUUCGAGGGUUUGGGGCGCGCGUUGGUGGACUAA
Messenger RNA from Pelagomonas calceolata, 798 nucleotides. The record is from the annotation of a GenBank genome assembly. NCBI's taxonomy places the organism in Eukaryota, Pelagophyceae, Pelagomonadales, Pelagomonadaceae.